AUGAGGGCACUGGUUGUGUUGAAGCUACACUUUUCAUGGUGCUUAUUUACGACACUAAGGUUUUUGUCAGGGAAGUACACAAUUAACCUGAACUGUGAAGAAAUUAAGAUAUCUAAGUCAGCAGCAGGAUUCCCAGUGGAAGAGUUGAAGACGUUGACCGAAGAAGACCUAAACAGCUGCUUCUCUCUCUUGGGGAAAGAAAAGUUAUCAGUUGAUCAAGCAGAGGCACUGUGGCAGCUGGUGUUACAGAGAAUCUUAGCUUAUCAAGCGCACCAUUAUUACUGCUGGGCAAAGAUAUAUGACUUACAUGCAAUACUUUUGUUAAUGAUAACUUUCUCGAUGAAGAGUCGAGGGCCAGUGGAAGAGAUACCUGAGGAAGAUCUUCGCUUGCUGGGUUGGGUGACUAGAGGCAUCCCUUCAGGGCAGUUCCUCAACAUGUCUUUCACUGACAUUGACACAAUCGCUGCCUUUGGACGAUAUUAUGAACUCUCUUAUGAUCAGUUAUCUGCUCUUCGAGAUGCUGUAAUGGAACAGUGGAGCAACAAAGACAUCACAGACUUAUCUUGCUUUGAUCUUGCAAAUCUUGGACAUAUUUUGUGUGCCUUCAAUGCCAGUGAGAUUGAAAAGAUUCACCCUGAUGCUUACAAGGAUGCUGCAAGUGAACUGUCUCUGUUGAGAAACUGUAGUGAAGAUGUCCUGAAAAGUCUAGCAAAAUUAGCAACAAAUCCAGAUGGCUUUGGAGAUCCUGGGAAGUGGACAGCUCUCGAGAUUUCGUCCAUAGGCUGUGUGCUUGCUGGAGUUCCAGUUAUCUCAUCUAUUCCAACUGAAGCUUUCAAAGGCAUAUCUCCUGGGAUUGUUGGAUGUCUACCAAAAUCAGUGUUCCAGGCCAUGAGUGAAGCACAACUGAAACUGAUACCAGCCACCAGUGGAAUGGCCCUGGGAGAUAUAAAACUGACCAGGAAGCAAGGGGCAGCUCUGGAGCAAGCUAUCUCAGGACCUGCCACCCGCAACUCGGCUCCUAGCAGCAACACAGAAUUAUUCACUACAGCAGUGAUUCCAAUAUUGAACACAUUCUAUAAUACAAAGCUUAUGGCAAAAAGCAGAGUCCAAGCCUCCAUCAGCCUUCACAACAAAAACCCAUACUAA
Molecule: messenger RNA, 1146 nt
Organism: Homalodisca vitripennis (glassy-winged sharpshooter)
Lineage: Eukaryota; Metazoa; Arthropoda; Insecta; Hemiptera; Cicadellidae
Product: stereocilin-like
Exons: 9
Coding region: 1-1146 (381 amino acids)
Biological process (GO): cell-matrix adhesion
Cellular component (GO): cell surface
Source: RefSeq, a predicted model, not a curated record